AUGUUCAGGUUGGUCGUCGUCUUUAGUGUGUCGCUUCAGUUUGUACUGCACCCCUUGGCUCAACAAGCAAGCGUAGAGGAAGAUGAAGGAAUUCUCGUCCUUACAAAGGAUAAUUUCGAUGACACAAUAGCAGCACAUGAGUUUAUUCUGGUUGACUUCUAUGCACCAUGGUGUGGACACUGUAAAGCUCUGGCACGUGCAUAUACAAAAGCAGCGCAGAUGCUGAUGGAAGAAGACAGCCCAGUCAAGCUUGCAAAGUGCGACGCGACCGUGCAUGACGAGCUUGCUUCAAAAUACGAGGUGCGUGGUUACCCAACGCUAAAGCUAUUCCGUUCGGGUAAGCCAGAGGAAUAUAGUGGUGGACGAGAUGCUGCGUCUAUCGUCGCUUGGCUAAAAAAGAAGACAGGCCCAGCAGCCAAAACUAUGCUCUCAGCUGAUGAUGUGAAGGACUUUCAAGAAAACAAUGAAGUGUGCGUCAUUGGUUACUUUAAGGACACUGAAAGCGCAGAUGCAAAAGUUUUUUUGGAAGUAGCUGCAGGGUUCGAUGAUAUACCAUUCGGUAUCACUACUGAAAGUGAUGCAGCAAAGCAGAUUGAACUGGAAGCUGAGGGCAUUGUGUUAUUAAAGAAAUUCGAUGAGGGACGAGCCGAAUUUAGUGAGAAGUUAGUAGCUGAUGCACUUAAGACUUGGAUUCAGGCUCAAAGAUUACCGCUUGUGAGCGAAUUCACGCAAGAUACUGCACCAAUUAUUUUCGGUGGUGACAUUAAAUCACAUAACCUCCUAUUCAUUUCCAAAGAAAGCUCUGAAUUCGAAAAACUAGAGAAAGAGUUUCGAGCAGCUGCCAAGAAAUUCAAGGGCAAGGUUCUUUUCGUCAUCAUUAAUACGGAUGUAGAAGACAAUGCUCGUAUCUUGGAAUUCUUUGGCCUCAAAAAGGAAGAUUUGGCGGCAUUGAGAUUGAUCAGUCUGGAGGAAGAUAUGACCAAAUACAAACCCGAUUUCAAUGAUAUUACUGCUGAAAAUAUUGUGCAAUUCACGGAAUUGUAUCUUGCCGGUAAAUUAAAAGCACAUCUGAUGACUCAGGAUAUUCCUAGCGACUGGGAUAAGAAUCCAGUUAAAAUACUAGUAGGAAAGAACUUUGACGACAUCGCGAAGGAUUCUAAGAAAGACGUCAUUGUGCUGUUCUAUGCUCCAUGGUGUGGACAUUGCAAACAGCUGAUGAAGACAUGGGAUAAAUUGGGUGAAAAAUAUAAGGAUCAUGACACUAAAGUGGUUGCUAAAAUGGAUGCAACAGCAAAUGAAGUGGAAGAUGUUAAAGUGCAGUCAUUCCCAACAAUUAAAUUGUUCCUUGCCAUUUCUAAUAAGGUAAUUGAUUAUACUGGUGAAAGGACAUUAGAAGCGCUAACAAGAUUUGUGGAAAGCGGAGGUAAAGAUGGUGCUGGUUUAUCCGACCAAGAGAAAGCAGAGGCCGAAGCAGAAAAUGAUGAAGAAACGCAACAUACUGAACUGUAA
Molecule: messenger RNA, 1509 nt
Organism: Cercopithifilaria johnstoni
Lineage: Eukaryota; Metazoa; Nematoda; Chromadorea; Rhabditida; Onchocercidae
Source: the annotation of a GenBank genome assembly